Ilyonectria robusta is the source of this 1272-nucleotide messenger RNA. RefSeq lists its product as uncharacterized. Bases 1 to 1272 code for a protein of 423 amino acids. NCBI's taxonomy places the organism in Eukaryota, Fungi, Ascomycota, Sordariomycetes, Hypocreales, Nectriaceae. The record is from RefSeq and is a predicted model, not a curated record. The transcript is spliced from 2 exons.
AUGAAUGCCGCUUCAGGCACCACCGCUGUCGGUAGCGAUUCCUGGAUCGGAGCCGACGCCACCCAGUCAGACGAUGCAUUCCAUCAACGAGCUGCAUGGUUUGUUGCUGUGGUCAAAUGGGAUGCUCUCCUCUCCCUUUCGUCACAUAUUCGCAGUGGAAUUCCAUGCAAAGUCAGCCAUGAAUUCUCCGUCGGUCACUUCAACAUGGUACGGCGCAUCGUCUUCGACGACCAAGUCAGCUGGGCCGUCAGGCUCAGAAUGCCACCCAUCGCCGACGUGCCUGCUGACAGAGAGGCUGCGAGCGUUGCGAGAAUCAUGCAAGUGGAGGUAGCGGGCAUGAAGUUUCUCAAGGCCAAGACCGACAUUCCCGUACCCGAGGUUCACUCCUACAACACCGAGCAGGACAAUAUUGUGGGCGCUCCAUAUAUUUUGAUGGAUUACAUACACGGCAACGUGGCGUCCGAGAUGCGGCUGGCAAAAGACUGUGCCCUCGGCCUCUACGGCACUCCGGAACAAGACCGGAGCUUCAGGCGGGAAAUGGCCAUGAUCCAAGCCGUCCUCGCGACCUUCACGUUCGACCAAAUCGGAAGCCUGUACCAAGGCCCCGCCACGGAGGAAUUCUUCGUUGGCCCGGAUAUCGAGACGGAUAAGGGCCCUUGGUCAAACUCGUCGGAUUACUAUGCCGACGUGGCCCAACACUCGCUUCAAGUAUGCGUCAACAACGCAGCGCCGGAAGUCCUGACUAGUGCGUCCUUCACGCUCCCAGUCAUCUUCACCGACUUGAUGGAGUUCUGCGGCGGCAGCGACGGCAAUUCCAGUAACGGUCCUGCCGCCCCUUUCUGUCUCACAAACAGAGACCUUGGCCCUCACAACCUUCUUGUUGAUGAAGAGUUUCAUAUCGUUGGGGUCAUCGACUUGGACGGCAUCAUGGCUGCCCCGUACGAGGUUGCGGCUCAGUUUCCUUUGUUUGCGGGACUGGACCCAGAGCCGCCUGGCCAUUUUGAAACCAAGCCGAUGGCCCUUGAACGCAUCAAGAGGACGGAACCCUUGAUCAGGGAGUACAACGGCAUGGUCAAGGAAAUCGAGGAAGGCGCCAACUCACCAGGGCAAAAAAUCUGGAAUAUCAUGCUCUCGAAUGGUGCUCGAGUUGUUCAGGGCCUGAGCCAAUACAAAGGGCAUCAGAAGUUUGUCAAUGACAAAUGGAUGGAUGCAUAUGCUCGGCUUCUUACUGAGCAUUUCAAUUCCACUGCUCGCACCUCUUCCGCAAACUAA